AUGCCUAUACGGGUCGUAGAUUGUGUGGAAGAGAGUGAUUCCGCCCGUUUCUUCCUGUAUCAGUGGAAAAGGACGACACCGGAAUGCUGUUUCUCACGAAGUCCUCAACUGCAGCACGCCACACUUGCGCCGCCUCCCGCCUGCGAUUCGUCCGAAUGGGUAUUCGACGAAUCGCAGGCGGGCCGAGUUGGAGCGCAUACUUUGCGCAUUGCAACACAAGCCGCAAUUGCAAGGGAUCAGGAAUCGGCUCUCAAUGCUUCUGGGUUCCAGCUAUUCAUCAGCAUAUGCGGCUUUGCAUGUGACCCACCUUUCGGUCCGCGUCCAUGA
Molecule: messenger RNA, 327 nt
Organism: Necator americanus (New World hookworm)
Lineage: Eukaryota; Metazoa; Nematoda; Chromadorea; Rhabditida; Ancylostomatidae
Exons: 1
Coding region: 1-327 (108 amino acids)
Source: RefSeq, a predicted model, not a curated record